AUGCUUAGUGCGGUGUCUGCGGCGGAAGUCCCGUGCAGGUGUGCCGCAUAUGAGCGUCUCCGCUACUGCUCGAGUCGCGUCUGUUUCUCCGCUCCCAGAUUCCCCCAGAGGGAGCUGAGCCAAGCCAAGUCGAGCCGAGCCGAGCCGAGCCGAGCCCAGGGACCCCCGGACCGGGCAUGGUGCUGGUGUGAGGGCGGAGUCAUGGCCGAAGUGGGAGGAGCCAUUACAUUGUUCGUCCUCUGUUCCCUGCUGCUGCCUGUUGCCAUUGGGACCAGGGAGGAGCAGAGACAGUGUGCUUUCUCAGAGCACCUGCAGGGGGCGACGCGGGGCAACAGCACCGUGCUCUGCAGCAGGGGCCGUGCCUGCUUUGGGCUGUGGGAGCAGCAGGUGGGGGGAGAGCUGGUGCUGCUCAAGCAGGAGGAGGAGGAGGAGGAGGAGGAGGAGGAGGAGGAGCAGUGA
Knipowitschia caucasica is the source of this 459-nucleotide messenger RNA. Lineage: Eukaryota; Metazoa; Chordata; Actinopteri; Gobiiformes; Gobiidae. The record is from the annotation of a GenBank genome assembly.